AUGUCCUUACCAAGCGAUUUCCUCUGGGGAUUCGCAACCGCCGCCUAUCAGAUCGAAGGCGCCGUCGAGCAAGACGGCCGAGCCCCCACCAUCUGGGACACCUUUUGCAAGCUGCCGGGCAAAAUCGCUGAUGGCUCCUCGGGCACAACAGCCUGUGACUCGUACAACCGCACAGUAGAGGACAUUACCCUCCUCAAAUCACUGGGCGCAACGGCAUACCGUUUCUCCCUGUCAUGGACGCGCAUCAUACCGCUCGGCGGCCGGGAUGACCCCGUCAACCAACCCGGUUUAGACCACUACGUCAAAUUCGUGGACGACUUGAUCGCCGCAGGCAUCACGCCGUUCAUUACACUGCUUCAUUGGGAUGUGCCCGAUGAGUUGGACAAGCGGUAUGGCGGGCUGCUGAAUAAGGCUGAGUUUGGUCUUGACUUUGAGAACUACGCGCGCGUGUGCUUCCAGGCCAUGCCCAAGGUGAAACACUGGGCUACCUUUAACGAACCAUGGUGCUCGUCCGUAUUGGGAUACAACGUUGGGCAGUUUGCUCCAGGAAGGACGUCAGAUCGGACUAAGUCGUCUGAGGGGGAUGGCACUACGGAACCGUGGAUCGCGGCGCAUACGCUACUCAUCGCCCACGGUCGAGCAGUCAAGCUGUACAGGGAUGAGUUCAAGACACCAUCCGGCGGUGAAAUCGGCAUCGUGCUCAAUGGUGACGCCGUCUUUCCCUGGGAUCCCGCCGACCCCAAGGACGUGGAAGCCUGCGAGCGCAAGAUCGAGUUUGCCAUCUCGUGGUUCGCAGACCCCAUCUACAAGGGCGACUACCCCGAAUCCAUGAAACGCCAACUCGGCGACCGUCUACCGAAAUUCACACCCGAGGAAAUCGCCCUCGUCCACGGCUCCAACGACUUCUACGGCAUGAACCACUACACAGCCAACUAUGUCAAGCACCGUCCCGGCGAGCCCGACCCAGAAGACGUAGCCGGCCACCUCGACCUAUUAUUCUACAACAAACGGGGCUUCUGUAUCGGCGAAGAGACGCAGUCGACGUGGCUGAGACCCUGUGCCCCUGGGUUCCGCGACCUGAUGGUCUGGAUUAGCAAGCGCUACAACUACCCCAAGAUUUACAUCACCGAGAAUGGAACCAGUAUCAAGGGGGAGAAUGAUUUGCCCGUGGAGAAGAUCCUAGACGAUGACUUCAGGGUGCGGUAUUAUGAGGACUAUGUGCACGCAAUGGCGACGGCUGUGUCGUUGGACGGCGUGGAUGUGAGGGGGUAUUUUGCAUGGUCGUUGAUGGAUAACUUUGAGUGGGCGGAGGGGUAUGAGACGCGGUUUGGGGUUUGUUAUGUGGAUUAUGAGAAUGGGCAGAAGAGGUAUGCGAAGAAGAGUGCGCAGUGUUUGAAGCCGUUGUUUGAUGAAUUGAUACGGAAGGAGGGACAGUGA
Messenger RNA from Pochonia chlamydosporia 170, 1437 nucleotides. RefSeq names its product beta-glucosidase. The transcript has 2 exons. Gene Ontology annotation, biological process: carbohydrate metabolic process. Gene Ontology annotation, molecular function: beta-glucosidase activity. The record is from RefSeq and is a predicted model, not a curated record. Lineage: Eukaryota; Fungi; Ascomycota; Sordariomycetes; Hypocreales; Clavicipitaceae. The coding region runs from base 1 to 1437 and encodes 478 amino acids.